AUGAUGUUAACAAUACCUUCUGGAAAUGAUCAGAAGAUUAUCUUCAUCCUCGCUUACACAUCCAGAGAUCCGAUUAAUGACAGUCUUGAACUUUGUGGUUUAACCAAUAUUUAUGUCAUUUUAGAUGCACCAUACAAUCAAGGUUGGAAGAGAAAUCAACAAACAGCAUUGAUUUCCUAUUCUUCUAAUAAAAAAUUUGGUCCUGUGUUGCUGUGUUGGUAUCGAUAUUAUGCAGUUUGUCUUUUCACUUGUGUAGAACGAUGGACUUUAAAAGCUGCUGAAAAGGGUGAUACAACUGCUCAAUUUAAUGUUGGAGCAUUUUUUGAGGAGGGGAAAGGCGUUCAACAAGACUAUGUUAAAGCAUUUGAAUGGUAUUUAAAAGCUGCUGAAAAGGGUGAUACAGAUGCACAGUUUGUGAUUGGAUGUAUUUAUAGAAAAGGUGCAGGAGUUGAGCAAGACGAUGUUAAAGCAUUUGAAUGGUAUUUAAGAGCUGCUGAAAAGGGUUAUGCAAGAGCUCAAUUAAAUAUUGGCGUUUGCUUUGAUGAUGGUAUAGGAGUAGAACAAGACGAUGUUAAAGCAUUUGAGUGGUAUUUCAAAGCUGCUGAAAAAGGGUGCAAGGAUGGUCAAUUUAAUCUUGGUUGUUGUUACAAAAAAGGAGAGGGUGUUGAAAUGGAUUUGAAAUUAGCACUAUAUUGGCUGUCAAAAGUAGUGAAUGAUUUUGAAUUUAUUGAACCAUAUGAUGAAUUUGGAAUUGAACCAUUCAAGACUUGCGAUGUCAAUAAUUUGACAACAAAUGAAAAUGAAAUACCACUAAUAGAGCAAGUUAUCAUUCGAUUUGAAGAGAAAGACUUUACCAUUUCAAAUAAUUUUUCGAGUUCCAAAUAUUUAUCAACAAUGAUGAAUUCUCAUUGGAGAAAUUUCAAUCAAAAGUAUGAAAAUCAAACCAUUCUUGAUUUGAGAUCAAUUGAAAACGAUAUAUUUCAAGAAGAAACAAAUCAUAUUCAAUAA
This is a messenger RNA of Naegleria gruberi, 1008 nucleotides long. RefSeq lists its product as uncharacterized. The record is from RefSeq and is a predicted model, not a curated record. Gene Ontology annotation, molecular function: protein binding. The transcript is spliced from 2 exons. Lineage: Eukaryota; Heterolobosea; Eutetramitea; Acrasida; Naegleriidae. The coding region runs from base 1 to 1008 and encodes 335 amino acids.